CUCGCUCAGCCGUCGUUCCUUCUGGACUUAUGCCUGUCUUGCGUGCGGGGAAGAUUCCUGGGACAGUGCAUGUAGGCUGACGUCGUCAGGAGAUUGGAUUAAUCGGAGCUUUUAGAGAGCGCACUUCCGGCACGCGCGGAAAGGAAGAUUACCGAAUGCGCUUCGAUGUCGCUCGUCGGCGAAGCCGUGUCGAGUUAUGCUGUUGCGGAUGAUGAAGUUUGAAUUUUUUUCAAGAUGGUUAUGUUAGGAUUGGUUGAUUCUUUGGCGCAGGCUGACCCUUUAAAGGAGGUGACUUUGGGUACGGUCAUGGCAACUGAAGAAGAAUAUGCUUCCCAGUCUAAGCUACUUCAAGAGUUCACUAACGUCUGCAGCAUUGACAAGGCAUGGAUAUUUCAGUCUGAAAAGGGAAAAGGCUCACAGGCUAUGUUCUCAGUUAGCCAAUCAAAUCUUCUGGCAAAUAAGAGGAGGAAAUUUAUUCUAUCUGCUCAAAUUGCCAGUGGAAGUAGCAAUUCUGUAACCUUUCAGUGGGCUCAAUUCCCUGUUGAGAUGGCAAAUGCUUCUCUAAUUGUUCCCUCACCCUCGGGUUCUAAGCUACUGAUAGUGAAGAAUCCCGAGAAUGAUUCUCCAGUUCAACUAGAAAUAUGGGGCUCGUCUCAGUUGGAGAAGGAGUUCCACAUCCCCCAAUCUGUUCAUGGUUCUGUAUACACGGACAAAUGGUUUGAGGGAGUAUCCUGGAACUUUGAUGAAUCUCUCAUUGCUUAUGUUGCUGAAGAACCUGCUCCUUCCAAGCCUACCUUCGACAGUUCUGGCUAUAAAAAGGAUAGUUCAAAUGAAAAAGAUUGUGGCAGCUGGAAAGGCCAAGGUGACUUUGAAGAGGAGUGGGGCGAAACAUAUGCAGGAAAAAGGAAGCCAGCACUCUUUGUUAUUGAUAUUCAGAGUGGAGAGGUACGAGCUGUUCAAGGAAUAGCAAGUUCUUUGAGUGUCGGCCAGGUCAUAUGGGCACCAUCAUCUGGAGGCAUAGAUCAACAUUUGGUUUUUGUUGGGUGGUCAUCAGAUCAAAGGAAGCUUGGCAUCAGAUACUGCUACAAUAGGCCCUGUGCAUUAUAUGUAACUAAAAAUCCAUUCCAUCAAUCAGAAGCAAAUGAAAAAGAUUUCAAAGGUGAUUCUGGUAAAGGUUCAACUUUGUAUAAUCUAACUCAGAGCAUCAGCAGCGCCUUCCUUCCACGUUUCAGCCCAGAUGGGAAGUACCUCCUGUUUUUAUCUGCUAAGAGUGCAGUGGAUUCUGGAGCACAUGGGGCUACUAAUUCACUCCAUAAAAUUGAUUGGCCAGUAGAUGGAGAGCUGAGCCUGCACCGAAGUAUUGUUGAUGUGAUCCCUGUUAUAAUGAAUGCUGAAGAAGGGCACUUUCCUGGGCUUUACUUUUCUGGUCUCCUUACUAACCCAUGGCUUUCUGAUGGAUGCACGAUGAUCCUGUCUUCCAUUUGGGGCAGCAGUGAAGUUAUACUUGCAGUAAAUGUGUUAAAUGGGAGUGUAUCACGAAUUAGCCCUACUGAGUCGAGUGCUUCAUGGGAAAUUCUCUCUCUUGAUGGGGACAAUAUUGUUGCUGUUUCUAGCAGUCCCACAGAUGUCCCUCAGCUCAAGUAUGGUUAUCUUAUCGACAAAACAAUAUCAAGUGCUUCAUGGAGUUGGCUGGAUAUUUCUAGUUCCAUAUUCAAAUGUUCUGAAAAGGUUAAGAUGUUGCUGGGAUCUCUUCAAUUUAACAUAAUUAAAAUUCCAGUCAAGAACGUUGCUGCUUGUACAACAAAAGGUGCUUCAAAGCCCUUCGAGGCAAUAUUUGUCUCAACAAAAUCAAAGAAUGACUUGCCUGAUCCACUUAUUGUGGUCCUUCAUGGUGGACCUCAUGCUGUUGCCAUCUCAAGCUUUUCAAAGUCCUUGGCGUUUUUGUCUUCUCUUGGGUUCAGCUUGCUAAUUGUGAAUUACAGAGGUUCAAUAGGAUUUGGUGAGGAAGCAUUGCAGUCCCUACCAGGAAAAGUUGGUUCACAGGAUGUCGAUGAUGUACUUACAGCAAUAGAUCAUGCUGUUAAUUUGGGACUUGCCAAUCCAUCUAGAAUAGCUGUAGUGGGUGGUUCCCAUGGUGGCUUCUUAACAACCCAUUUGAUUGGCCAGGCACCAGAUAAGUUCAUUGCUGCUGCUACGAGGAAUCCUGUUUGUAACCUUGGAUUGAUGGUUGGGACUACUGAUAUUCCUGAUUGGUGCUAUGUCGAAUCUUUUGGUAGUGAAGGGAAGAAUCAUUUCACAGAAGCACCUUCAGCUGAACAUUUGAGUCUCUUUUACAGCAAGUCUCCAAUCUCUCAUCUCCAUAAGGUUAAGACACCAACCCUUUUCCUUCUCAGUGCUAAGGAUCUCCGUGUUCCAUUUUCUAAUGGGUUACAGUAUGCUCGGGCACUAAGGGAGAAAGGAGUCGAACAUAAAGUAAUUGUAUUUCCCCAUGAUGUUCAUGGCAUCGACAGACCACAAUCUGAUUUCGAAAGUUUCCUGAACAUUGGAGUGUGGUUCAAGAAGUACUGCAAAUAAGCCAGAAUAUGAAACUUGCAUUGUCGUAUGGGUAACAAUCAGAUGCCUCAAAUUUGGUAUUCCAUCAUUGUAUAAAUAUAGGCCAAAAAAAAAAAAAACAUUGUCUACAUUUGGGGAAAAAAAUUGAGGACCCCGCAAAAUGCACAUUGUACAUGCUCAUCUGGAGCAAGACCUACCAUAUAAGUUAAGGGUUGGUCUUCUGUUAGAAUAAUGAUGCCGGAUUCUCAUCAAUAAAUUAUGUUUCUCUGAUGAAA
This is a messenger RNA of Eucalyptus grandis, 2828 nucleotides long. RefSeq names its product acylamino-acid-releasing enzyme. Gene Ontology annotation, molecular function: serine-type endopeptidase activity. Gene Ontology annotation, biological process: proteolysis. NCBI's taxonomy places the organism in Eukaryota, Viridiplantae, Streptophyta, Magnoliopsida, Myrtales, Myrtaceae. The record is from RefSeq and is a predicted model, not a curated record. The coding region runs from base 235 to 2574 and encodes 779 amino acids. The transcript is spliced from 18 exons.